AUGUUUCCCUUCCAGCAACAACCCACCAGCCUCUCUGUUACUCAGCCAUUACCUCCAGGUCCUCCGGCUGCGACGACCCUUCCCAAUCCUCUCGAGGUACCUCUCGCUCGUCGUUCCAGUUGUACACCUGUGCCGUCUGAACGUUGUUGUGCUGCUGAAGCAUCUGUCGUCGCUGCCGAACACCUACAGGCUCUCAGGCUCCCUUCCACAGACAAUCCCUUUCCGAACCGGACUCAUGGUCCGGUCCUAGGUUCGGCCAAGACUCAGAACCGAACCUCUCGAGAGCGAGUGGGGUCCUACCGUCCCAAGGUGUCGCGUUUUUUCUUGAUCAAUGAAGCCCUUCGUGCGACGGGCGCCUGCAUUGGAAUUUCCGAGGAGCAUUCACGUCCUGCAGCUUUCGUUCUAGACUUCGGUCCUGCGAGUGUCCGAUGGGCUCGAGGGGAGGUUGAGGCACGUCGUGGAAUACAUGGUGCUUUGGUGACAGAAGCGAGUGUUCUACGACCGGGGCGCCUGCUUGCACAGGAGGUCGUCAGCUCCCUGCCUUAUACCUGA
Molecule: messenger RNA, 552 nt
Organism: Suillus clintonianus
Lineage: Eukaryota; Fungi; Basidiomycota; Agaricomycetes; Boletales; Suillaceae
Exons: 4
Coding region: 1-552 (183 amino acids)
Source: RefSeq, a predicted model, not a curated record